UGUGUCUGAUAUUUUUUUUAUAUAUUAUAAUCAAUAUAAAUGUGGUGAAAUAGUGCAAUAAUAUUCACUAACCUCCCUAAAAGCAGCUCUUGUGUAAAACACCAGUAGGUAUGUGUCUGUCCUGACCUCCCCCUUCUUGUCAUGCUCUUUGUCCUUCUUCCCUCAUGUGUACAUGUCCAUGUUCAGCUCUAAAGUAAACCUGUCACCCACUCAGCUGUGGCAGCAGUGCCAUCUCCUGCUGAGCUCAGCACAGAGCACAUUAUGAGCCUGUCAUUCUGCUGCUGCUGCUGAGAGGAUUACACUCCAUACUGACUGUACAUGACUGCUGUGACCCGGCUGGGACAGAUAAAAAGCAUUUAGACAAAGCUGGAAGGAGAAGACACAUGUAAUGCAAUGAAUGAUCCUCCUGGACUCCAACAGUGACAGGGAGGGCGCACAGAGCACAGCCCAGCAGCCUUAUCUCUGUUUAUUCCAGACUAUUAUUAGUGAUCACACUCAACACAGGGGCAUAAAAAACGUAUUAAUACCACUAGUCCCACGGUAGAGGGGAAAAAAAAGCUAAAUUUGAGCUUCCCACGCAUUUGCAGUUGUGCGUAAACGGCGCAGCACAGAGGCGACCACUACAACAUCUGCAUGAAAAUAGCCGGCGAUUAAAUUAGAAACCAGAAAAUGGGUUAAAAAAUCCGCUUCGACUCAGGGUUUCACGUUGAACAAUUCCUCGCCUGCAGCACCCAGAAGUGAACAGCAGGCGACCCGGAAGGUUUGAAGUCCGACUGAGAGCGAGCAGAAAGAGGACUCCAAUCCUUUAUUAAAUAUUUCUACUCGGGGCUGGUUCAGGAUGGCUGAACCUCGCUUCAACAAUGCUUAUUUCUGGCCUCCACCUCCUACGAUGCCCAGCCAGCUGGAUAACCUAGUCUUGAUCAAUAAAAUCAAGGAGCAGCUGAUGGCAGAGAAGAUCAGACCACCACACCUGCCCCCUGCCACAGCCCCCUCCCAGCAGCCCCUACUGGCAGCUCCCAGCCAGGCAGAAGGCGGUCAGCACGGGAUGUCCAAAGCCCAGCAGAUGCAGGUUCUCCCCAGCCACAGCCCAUCUCAGCCGGACAUCGCCCUGCAUGCCCGGCCCGCCUCCAGCUCAGUCACAGGUCGUAUUCUGGGGGACGUAAACUUAAACCUUGAUGAUAAGGCAGCUAUAAAAGCCAGAGGAUUAUGGGAAGAUUGGCACUUGCGUCAACUCAUCGACCACCCCUCUCGAACUAACCAUGUGUCAGGUGUGGCUUUGGCUUCUAGAACAGGUAACCUCAACACCUCAGAGAUCAUUACCCCGACCACUCCCACCUCGAGCAGCCACAGUCGGCUGGGUGGAGCCCCCACUCCUCACCUCAUCUCAGGAUUAGCCUGCAGCCAUGGGAUGGAGCCUAUGAAAAACAACGGGGGUCUGGUGGGACUCCUCGGCCCUCCUCCAAAGGUGGAUCGAGGCCGUAAAAAGAUCAAAGCGGAGAACGGCUCCUCUCUCUUAGUGGUGCCCUACCCCAUCCUCGCCUCAGGCAAUGACCAAUCCUGUGUCACCAUCACUGCCAAAGAAGGGAAAACCUACAGAUGUAAAGUUUGCCCACUGACCUUCUUCUCCAAGUCAGACAUGCAGAUUCACUCCAAAACACACACUGAGGCAAAGGCUCACAAGUGUCCUCACUGCACCAAGUCCUUUGCAAAUGCCUCGUACUUGGCCCAGCACCUCCGCAUACACCUGGGCGUCAAACCCUACCGCUGUUCCUACUGUGAGAAAUGUUUCCGGCAGCUGUCUCACCUGCAGCAGCACACCAGAAUCCACACAGGUGAUCGGCCAUAUAAAUGUGCUCAUCCAGGUUGUGAAAAAUCUUUUACCCAGCUGUCUAAUCUACAGUCUCACCAGAGGCAACACAACAAAGACAAGCCCUUCAAGUGUUCAAAUUGUUACCGUGCCUAUUCAGACUCCGCCUCCCUGCAGAUCCACCUCUCUGCGCAUGCCAUCAAAAACGCCAAGGCCUACUGCUGCAGUAUGUGCGGUAGAGCAUACACCUCAGAGACAUACCUUAUGAAGCACAUGUCCAAGCACACAGUGGUGGAGCACAUGGUGUCCCAUCACUCCCCUCAGCACAGGACCGAGUCCCCUGCCAUCCCUAUACGGAUCUCCCUCAUCUGAGCUCCUCAGUGCUGUUGAAGCCCCGCCUCCCCAUCAGACGACUCUCCUGUGAUAUCAACAGGCCUCUGACGGACGUUGAACCCACAGAUAGGUUCCAAAUACUGUGCCAGAUUGUACUAGUUUCUUGGGAAGAGGUGCUCUUUUAACAAGUAUAUCUUCAUUUCCUUUGUUGCUGACCAGAUAGUAUUAUCGGGGACAUCCAAAGAUGAUUUCUCAGCACUUUCAGGCCUGGAAAUGACAGGCUUUAAAUAUUUUUAGUGUGAAUACACAGAAAAAAAAGGCAUCGCUCCAGGCAGCUACAUGGGAAUUUUAACUUUUUUGUGUUUUAACAAAUUUCUUUGCCUUUUUAUACAGUCCUUUAUGUUCCUUACUUAAGUCUUGCAAGAUGAUAUAUUUGCAUCAAAAAUAGUCUUCCGUUAGCGACAGUAGGUCAAGGCUAAGUGAACAUAGAGGUGAAUGCUUAUAUUGUGUGUACUCAUGUGCAGUAAGUAUAUCGUGCCACUUUUUAUGUCAGUGUCUGCAAAGUUUCACCAAUCACAUGGCAAAAUGCACACAUAGACAUUUAUUUACACUUUUGUUACCGUUGCUCCAAACCAGGAUGAGUGACUGUCUCAGAAUUGGAAUUAUGAGUGUUUUGUUUUGUUUUUUUUUUUCCUGUUACCCUUAUUUUGUUGUAUAUUAAAAGUAUGCUCAAGGCAAUCCUUUGUGAAAGUAUAUAUUAGUAUUAACAAAAAAAACCCUGACAAAUCCACAAACACAUGAAAAGCAGAAUCAGUAAACAAACUACUGUCAAGUUAAGUGCUAAAAGGGAUUUAAUAAUGUGUGAUUUUUAAUCUUUUACUGUGCUGGUCAAAAUGCUCUGAAAACAUCAUUCGUAUGCCUUUAUCUUUCCAAAUUCUCCACAAUAUCAAGGAUUAUUGAGUUGAUAUCAUACUGAAUGCUGCACUUACGGUACUUUUUGACCAUUUCUGUAUUUGAGUGUGCAACAACAAUAAAUGUUACAUUUGGGCUGAAAUGUUACACCACCACUCUGCUGCUGACACAUUCUGCAGAUGUGAAAAUCAACAGAGAUAUGUUUUUGGAAUUUCUACUUUCAUUGUGUAGAUGCAGCAUCCAUUGUCUUUGAAUAUUCAUUUUACUGUCGUAUUAAUAAUCAGUACUUUUCCAUUUUAUAUACAUUUAAGCCUUAACCUUGUUACAACUCUAUGGUCCACUUUUUUUAUUAUUAUUAUUAUUAUUUUACCUUUGCCUUUUAUGCCAUGACAUGAUAUAUACUGUAAAUAAAUUAUAAUAACUGUCAACCCAUUUUAUAAUAAAUAGUUAUAUAAUUGCACAAACAGGUUUCUCCAUUGUUUUGUAAUCAGAUAUUACUCCUGACCAACCUUUGUCUCUAUUGUUGAUAGAAAGAAUGCUCUUUUAGGAAGCUGCUUGUCUGCCGAUGAAAAUACAGGGGUUGGACAAAAUAAUGGAAACACCUUAAAA
Sphaeramia orbicularis (orbiculate cardinalfish) is the source of this 3661-nucleotide messenger RNA. It is a transcript of the gene znf362a, whose product is annotated as zinc finger protein 362a. Bases 839 to 2179 code for a protein of 446 amino acids. Gene Ontology annotation, biological process: regulation of transcription by RNA polymerase II. The transcript has 9 exons. Lineage: Eukaryota; Metazoa; Chordata; Actinopteri; Kurtiformes; Apogonidae. The record is from RefSeq and is a predicted model, not a curated record. Gene Ontology annotation, cellular component: chromatin; PcG protein complex; nucleus. Gene Ontology annotation, molecular function: DNA-binding transcription factor activity, RNA polymerase II-specific; RNA polymerase II cis-regulatory region sequence-specific DNA binding.